UGCUGAUAAGCGAUAAGAAUUAUUCCGCGCGGGACUUACCGUUUUCGGGGGAGGAUAACAAUUUUUUUUUAUCUCACACAUUCACCCGACUUGGAAAAUUCGAAUAAUUAAGAGUACGCGCUUUAUCUAAGAGUAGUUGGAAGGUUCAUUAUGAUAUCCAGAGGUGGAAGGCCAACUUUGAGUCAAGGGUUGGACAAGGAGGUAUGGAUUGUCAUCGGCGCAAAGAUGCUUCUUUACUAAAAGUUUAUGCAGAUAUAUCAGAUUGUGAGGAAAUUGGCAGAUGAACAGGCACAGAGCCAGAAUGGACCGAAGCGUCUUACGAUCUCAAUUGUUUUUGAUAGCAUUAAAAAUUCGAAUUCAAGUCUAAAAAGAAGAUCAAAAAAACUACUUGAAGACUCAAUCGACAGAGUGCUGUUGGUAUUGAAGGAAGAACAAGAUGAAAGUGAUUCUGUAGAUGGGGAUUUCGAAGGAUUGGAGGAGGCGGCACCACCGUUGAAGGUAUAAAUCCGGCAGGCUGUUGUUGCGCAUACACUAACAACUGUUUUAGGAACACAACAUAAUGAAUAGAAAUAUUACCAAAAAUUGGGCAAAACCAGCAUCGAUACCAACAAUGAGUCCUAUGAACGGUACUCCUUCUGUGAGUGGAAUCGCCACACCCGUUCCUUCAAUACAAACCAGCACCAAUGGUAAUGGGGAAGUCGAAUCACCUAUGAAAUCAGAUCGACAAACCAACGGUGAACCAAAAUCGAAACGUCGGAAAGCAGAACGAGAAGUCAGGAAAGAUGCGGAUAGAGCACCACCCACGGAUAUUUCACUGGAGAAUCUUGGAGGAGUGGAUAAUGUCAUUGAAGAAUUGAACGAGCUUGUUGCGAUGCCAAUGCUAUAUCCGGAAACAUAUAUAAGGACGGGAAUUCAACCACCUCGAGGUGUUCUACUCCAUGGACCACCUGGUUGUGGUAAAACUAUGAUCGCAAACGCUUUUGCAGCAGAAAUAGGAGUGUCAUUCAUACCAAUUUCUGCACCAUCUUUAGUGGCUGGUAUGUCGGGAGAAUCAGAAAAAAAGAUCAGAGAUGUCUUUGACGAAGCAAAACGUAUGGCACCUUGUCUUGUUUUCAUCGAUGAGAUUGAUGUCAUAAUGGGGAAACGGGAGAGUGCUCAAAGAGAGAUGGAAAAACGAAUCGUUGCUCAAAUGCUCACAUCCAUGGAUGAUAUGGCUUUAGAAAAAACAGGCGGUAAACCUGUCAUUAUAAUAGCUGCCACAAACCGACCUGAUAGUCUUGAUCCGGCUCUUCGAAGAGCAGGUCGUUUUAAUAAGGAGAUUAAUUUGGGGGUUCCGAACGAAGCUGCUCGAGAGAAGAUUCUCCGCGCUCUUACUCAAAAACUUGCCUUACCCGAUGAUUUUAACUUUCAUGCUUUAGCAAAGAUGACUCCUGGAUUCGUGGGAGCUGAUUUGAAUGAUGUUGUGUCUGUUGCAGGUACAGAAGCCAUGAAGCGUAUGAUGGCAGUUCUAAAACAACAAACUGUUUCUACCAUGGAGCUCGAUACCCCGCUACAAAGUGCUACAUCCAUGGAAUUAGACACUCCAAUAUUAAAGGAUAGCACUUCAGAAGCUCUUCUUGUUUUAAGGUCUCUAGUCGCUAAUGCGGGAGGUUCCGCUCCUGAUGGAGAUUUUUCUAUCAAAUAUACCGAUUUCCUUGCAGCCAUACCUAAAGUUCAGCCGUCGGCUAAACGGGAAGGUUUUGCAACGAUUCCAGAUACCACAUGGGCUCAUGUUGGUGCUUUACAUGAGGUACGAGAACAACUUGAAAUGGCGAUUGUUGAGCCUAUUAAACGACCGGAAUCUUUUGCUCGAGUUGGUAUUACAGCGCCAACAGGAGUUUUGUUAUGGGGACCACCUGGAUGUGGUAAAACGCUUCUUGCGAAAGCCGUUGCAAAUGAAUCGAAAGCCAAUUUCAUUUCUAUCAAGGGUCCUGAACUCCUUAACAAGUAUGUGGGAGAAUCUGAAAGGGCUGUUAGACAAGUCUUUGAGCGCGCCAGAUCAUCCGUACCUUGCAUUUUAUUCUUCGAUGAACUGGAUGCAUUGGUUCCCAAACGUGAGGACUCUUUGUCAGAAGCUAGUAGCAAAGUUGUCAAUACCCUCCUUACCGAACUUGAUGGUCUAAGCAACAGAGCUGGAAUAUACGUUGUAGGUGCCACUAAUCGACCUGACAUGAUCGAUCCCGCUAUGUUACGUCCAGGUCGUCUUGGUACGUCAGUCUUUGUCGACCUUCCAUCUCCAGAUGAACGUGUGGAGAUUCUCAAGGCUUUAUACAGGAAAGCACUACCAUCCGCUAGUGCACAAGAAAUUGAGGCAUUGGGUCCAGUAGCGAGAGAUGAGAGGUGCAAUGGAUAUAGUGGAGCGGAUUUAGGUAAUCUGCAUCAAGCUGCUGCAGUGGCAGCAUUGAAAAGGGAAAUGAUUAUGGUAGCACAGGGACAAGCUACCAUAGAGGAUGAUUUGAAGAUUAGUGGAGCUGAUUGGGAGGUUGCAUUAGGGAAGAUUAAGGCGAGUGUGAAGGAUGCGGGGAAGUAUAGGAGAUUGAGGGAUAGGGGAAUGUAAGGAAGUUUUGUUAUUUAAUAGUCAAAUCAAGACUGAUCAAAUCUUGUGAUUCAUAAUAAUCGUAUUCAUACUUCUGUCAUCAGAUAAAAUAUUUUACAGACUCAAAUGUAGAAAUUUUCAAGUACGAUCUUGUUCCCAGUGAGUUUUAUGCUCCCGGUGAGCUCCCGAUGAGCCUUAGGUUAGUGUUCCAAGUAACUUUCAUUUCCUCAUGUGGCCCGUGCAUUACAACCCCAUAUAGCAACUUCAAGUGUGUUCGAUAA
Messenger RNA from Sclerotinia trifoliorum, 2856 nucleotides. The record is from the annotation of a GenBank genome assembly. NCBI's taxonomy places the organism in Eukaryota, Fungi, Ascomycota, Leotiomycetes, Helotiales, Sclerotiniaceae.